Boeremia exigua is the source of this 1398-nucleotide messenger RNA. Its product is annotated as glycoside hydrolase superfamily. Gene Ontology annotation, biological process: carbohydrate metabolic process. Lineage: Eukaryota; Fungi; Ascomycota; Dothideomycetes; Pleosporales; Didymellaceae. The record is from RefSeq and is a predicted model, not a curated record. The coding region runs from base 46 to 1284 and encodes 412 amino acids. Gene Ontology annotation, molecular function: protein binding. The transcript has 2 exons.
ACACGCCGUUGCGGUCUCCUUCGACAGUCGUCGGAUGUGGUCGACAUGACUUCAUCUGCGACAAAGCUCCUCCCGCCGUCGACAGGCCCCCGCUUGAUCGUCUACCAUCAGACGAUACAUGACCCACAUGGCAGCUGCAAUUCGCUGUUGCCAUUGCUGACCAACAACACCGGCGUCACGCAUGUGAUUGUCGCUGCGAUACACCUGAACGACGGACCGGGCAACAUCACACUCAACGAUCACCGUCCAGACGACAAGCGGUAUGACCAGCUAUGGGGCGAGGUCGGGUGGCUGCAGGGCAGUGGUGUGAAGGUGUUGGGCAUGCUAGGCGGCGCAGCAAAAGGCUCCUUCGAACGGCUCAGCGGCGACGACGAGAGCUUCGAAGCGUACUACACCCCCUUGCACGCCAUCAUCUCCGUCUACAAGCUCGACGGCCUCGACCUCGAUGUCGAGGAGGAAGUCCCCCUCGCAACAGUAACCCGCCUCAUCGCCCGCCUGCGCGCAGACUUCGGGUCCCAGUUCCUCAUCACCCUCGCCCCCGUCGCGACCGCCCUCAUCCCCAACCCAGACAUCCCCGCCCAUCUGCGGCCCCCGCGGCCCAUGCUCGCCAGCGGCCCAAGCCCCAACCCCCUCCACCCCACCCUGCCCCACCUGAGCGGCUUCUCGUACCCGGAGCUCGAGUGCAGCGUCUACGGCCGCGAGGUCGCGUGGUACAAUACCCAGUUCUACUGCGGCUGGGGCGACGCCGCGACGACCGCGUGGUACGACGCCAUCGUCGCCGCGGGCUGGAAGCCCGAGCGCGUGGUGCUGGGCGUCGUGACGAACCCGGGGAACGGCGCGGGCCACGUGCCGGUGCGGAAGCUGCGCGAGGUGUGCGCGGUGCUGCGCGAGAAGUACAAGAGCGUGGGGCUAGGGUUCGGCGGGGUUAUGGGCUGGGAGUACUUCAAUUGCGGCGACCACGAGGAGGAUAUCGUGCAUGUCGCCGAGCUGCAGCUGGACAAUGAGACGGUGCAGGCUGGCUGGGUCAAGGCGCUGGGCCGCGUGCUGAGGACCGAGGUCCCGAGUCAUCCGCACACGAGCAGGCCGCCGCUGGGCGUCACGGCGGAGCAGAUCAGGCAGAUGGUGACGCGGCUGCCGCAGGCGCAGGCGAGCUGGCCCGAGGACGAGGUGCAGAAGCUGGUGGUGCUGGGGUUUGCGCGGCAGGAGGCGCUGGCAGCGCUCAACGCCACGGAUGGGAACGUGGAGAUGGCUGCGGGGUUCCUGUUUGAGCAUUACCCGCAGUGAGUAAGGCCGUAGAUGUGUGUCCAGCGUCAUGAGCGUUCAGUCCGUGUAUCAAGCGAUUUUGCACCGUAUUUCCUCCCCAUCCCAUCCCACCGCGCCCCUGACACCCCCUCACUC